CGCGGGGCAUUGUGGGUGCGGGGAGUGGAAUUUUGGAGCCAGAAGUACAGUAGUAAGAGUAACACUGUAGCCGCCGCCGGCUAAGGGGGCGCGCCGCGGAGGGGACGCCGCACCCCCUUUCUGUCGCAGGGAUCACCCCCAGCAGACUACCGGAGAGGAAAAAGCGCUCGAGGACCCGCUCCGGCCCAGACCACGUUUCCCCCAGGAAGCCGGACUCUAUGGGGCGGGACCCUGGGGGAGACUGAGCAGACCCAGGCCAGCCGCGCACCCCUGAACCGCGAGCCAGGGGCGCCCCGGGAGCACCGCCCGGUGGGCUCGCUUGCCCGCCCGCCCGCCGCGCAGCCAUGAGCGAGGUGGUCAUCUGUUCCAGCCGGGCCACUGUGAUGCUUUAUGAUGACAGCAACAAGCGAUGGCUUCCGGCCGGCACGGGUCCCCAGGCCUUCAGCCGCGUCCAGAUCUACCAUAACCCCACCAACAACUCCUUCCGGGUCGUGGGCCGAAAAAUGCACCCUGACCAGCAGGUGGUCAUCAACUGUGCCAUCAUCCGGGGGGUCAAGUAUAACCAGGCCACCCCCAACUUCCAUCAGUGGCGUGAUGCCCGCCAGGUCUGGGGCCUCAACUUCAGCACCAAGGAAGACGCAGCCCAGUUCGCUGCCGGCAUGGCCAGUGCCCUAGAGGCCUUGGAAGGAGGGGCCCCUCCUGGGCCUCCCGCACUGCCUGGCUGGUCAGCCCAGAACGGACCCUCCCCAGAAGAGCUGGAGCAGCAGAAAAGGCAGCAGCCCAGCCAGCCAGAGCACAUGGAACGUGAGCGCCGGGUCUCCAAUGCAGGAGGCCCUCCUGCUCCCCCAGCUGGGGGCCCACCCCCGCCUCCAGGACCUCCUCCUCCUCCAGGUCCCCCCCCACCUCCAGGGCUGCCCCCGUCAGGGGUCUCAGCUGCAGGACAUGGUGCAGGGGGAGGCCCACCCCCUGCACCCCCUCUCCCUGCAGCACAGGGUCCCAGUGGUGGGGGUGCUGGGGCUCCUGGCCUGGCUGCAGCAAUCGCUGGAGCCAAACUCAGGAAAGUCAGCAAGCAAGAGGAGACCUCAGGGGGUCCCUUGGUCCCCAAAGCUGAGAGCAGUCGAAGCACAGGUGGGGGGCUCAUGGAGGAGAUGAACGCCAUGCUAGCCCGGAGAAGGAAAGCCACGCAAGUCGGGGAGAAACCCAAGGAUGAAUCUGCCAAUGAGGAGCCAGAGGCCAGAGUCCCAGCCCAAAGUGAACCUGUGCGGAGACCCUGGGAGAAGAACAGCACAACUUUGCCAAGGAUGAAGUCGAUGUCUUCUGUGGCUGCUUCCGAGGCUCACUCCUCCGCCCCCAGCACUGCCAGUGAGUCAGACCUGGACAGUGUGAAGCAGGAGCUUCUGGAAGAGGUGAGGAAGGAACUGCAGAAAGUCAAAGAGGAGAUCAUUGAAGCCUUUAUCCAGGAGCUGAGGAAGCGGGGUUCCCCCUGACCACAGGGACACGAAGGACCCCCUUCUCCUUUCUGCACACCUUGCGCCGCCUGUCACCCUGCUUCCCUGCCUCAACUUGAUAUGGAAUUGGCUGAAGACAAUACAGGAAUGCAUCCUCCUCUUCCCCAUCCUGCUUGGAAAACUCCAAGGGGGAUGUGGCUUCCCUGGCACCAUACCCACACCCUUACUGGCUGCUGAUUGGCUGGGGAGGCCCCCACCCUUUGCUCCCUUUGGUCCUUCCGGUCUACCAUCCCCUUGGGGCUGGUCCCUCUGCUGGGGAUGUACCAAUUAACCCCACAGUAAGGGGAAGGAAGGAGGGAAUUGGAAUCUCACAUUCCCGUGUUCUAGAUUCACUUUAACACUUAUGCCUUCGAUUUUUUUUUUUUUGUUUGUUUUUUUAAGAAGAAAAUAUAUAUAUAUAUUUGGGUUUUUGGGGGGAAGGAAAUUUUUUUUUUCUCUUUGGUUUUGAUAAAGGGGUGUGGGAAUUUUUAAAUGCAAUAGCCCCAGGCUUGCCCCAUUUGGGGCAGCUAUUUAAGCUGGGGUGUCCCAUCGUGUGGGGUGCUCCCCUCCCCCACGAGGGACCUCCUUCCCUCUGUUCCCGUCCCUUUUUCUAUGAGGAAUUAAGAUGCUGUAACUUUUGAAACCUCAGUUUUUUUCAUUUUUUUAUUUGGGUAGGUUUUGAGGUCCAGACCAUUUUUAUCCCCUGGGGAGAGUUAUUCAGGGAGAAGGGAGAGGAGGGAAACUUUCUUCUCCCCCUCACCUUUAGCUUCUUGAAAAUGGGCCCUCGCCUAAUAAAUCUCCUGUUUUAUAAGUC
This is a messenger RNA of Cavia porcellus (domestic guinea pig), 2301 nucleotides long. RefSeq names its product vasodilator stimulated phosphoprotein (gene Vasp). Gene Ontology annotation, biological process: neural tube closure; protein homotetramerization; axon guidance. Gene Ontology annotation, cellular component: cytoskeleton. Bases 345 to 1487 code for a protein of 380 amino acids. The record is from RefSeq and is a predicted model, not a curated record. Gene Ontology annotation, molecular function: SH3 domain binding; actin binding; profilin binding. Lineage: Eukaryota; Metazoa; Chordata; Mammalia; Rodentia; Caviidae. The transcript is spliced from 13 exons.